AUGGAGAAUACAGAUGAAAGUUCUGCCGAUAUAAAGGGUUUUAAUCUGAACCCUUCUAAUACCAGUAAUCCCCUGCUGAUCCCGGACGAAGUCAGCGUGAAGUUUGACCCAAACGCCUUGUAUUAUGACAUGAGCGGUGAUAAAUACCUCAUUAUAUUGAACCAGCACACGUUCAAGAAAACUAUAUAUUUUCAAAACAAGCAACCAUCAACAAGAAAUGGUACUGACAAUGACGUGAAGAGUUUGAAAGCCAUAUUCGGGAACCUAGGAUUCGAGGUCAUCGUCCAUAGAGACCUGGAAUAUUCAGACAUUAUCAAAAAUCUAACUGCAAUUGCUUCCAAAGACCACUCGAAGACUUCUUGCAUCUGUAUCACAAUCCUCACGCAUGGUGACAAGGGAGGCGAGGUCCACGCGGCAGACCGGCCGUAUUUGCUGACAGAUAUCAUGGCCAUCUUCGAGAAACAGCUGAGCCUCGUCAACAAACCGAAGUUAUUCUUUGUUCAGGCUUGCAGAGGCGCCAAUAUGGACGCUGGUAACACUGUAGCUCUGGACAGUCAGAGCGACAGUGUGCUGACUAUACCCACACACGCUGACUUCCUCGUGCUGUGCUCCACUGUGGAAGACCACCUGUCCUACCGAGACAUGUACGGCUCCUGGAUGAUCCAAGCCCUCUGCCAUGUCAUCAAGGAACAUCACGAAGACCUGGACCUGCUCCACAUGAUCACGCUCACGAACAGGAAGGUAGCUUACGAGAGGAGCACCUAUACACCUUCAAAUAGGGCAAUGAAUAAUAAAAAACAGAUGCCAGAGACGAGAUUCACUCUCACCAAGUUGUUGAAAUUUUGA
Messenger RNA from Spodoptera littoralis (African cotton leafworm), 846 nucleotides. The record is from the annotation of a GenBank genome assembly. Lineage: Eukaryota; Metazoa; Arthropoda; Insecta; Lepidoptera; Noctuidae.